AAAACAUGGCUGUAGGGUAAAUUGUCUAAUGGAAAGGAAGUUGCUGUGAAAAGACUUUCAAAAGAUUCGGGGCAAGGAAUAGAUGAAUUUAAAAAUGAAGUUUUAUUGAUUGCAAAACUUCAACAUCAGAAUUUGGUGAAACUCCUAGGAUGCUGUAUUCAGGGAGAGGAACCGAUGCUAGUUUAUGAAUACAUGCCAAACAAAAGCUUGGACUCCUUUCUUUUCAAUGAAACAAGAAGGUCAAUCUUGGAUUGGAGAAAACGCUUUGAUAUUAUCGUUGGGAUUGCUCGUGGAAUCUUAUAUAUUCACCAAGAUUCUAGAUUGAAAAUUAUCCAUAGAAAUCUAAAAACCAGCAAUAUCCUAUUGGAUGAAGAAAUGAAUCCAAAAAUUUCAGAUUUUGGCCUAGCUAGAAUCUUCAAAGGCGACCAAACUCAUGAGAAGACAAACAGAAUAGUUGGAACAUUUGGGUACAUGUCUCCAGAAUAUGUGGUAUUUGGAAAGUUUUCAACGAAAUCUGAUGUCUUUAGUUUUGGCAUCAUAUUAUUAGAGAUUAUUACAGGGAAAAGGAACAAUAGCUUUUAUCAAGAGGAUUUUUACCCAAGCAUGAUAGGAAAAGUAAGUUAAAAAGAUAUGGGUAAAUUAUAUUAAUCAUCAUUGAAUUUUACAUUGAUUUUCUUUGUUGUCAUAAAACUAGAACUUGUUGCAAUUUAGUAACUGAAAUUCGAUUUUGUUGCAAUUAGUUUCCUGACUUCAGUGGGAAACCACCAGAAAUCUGACAUGGCAUUCAAUUUGGGGCUGGUUUUGUAAGGCUUCUUCAAUUUGAUUUUUGAUCUAGACCUCAUUUUUAGUAUCUAUCUUGACUUGUAUAUCAUCUUAGAUGUCCAAUGAAAUUCUUACCAAAAUCACCACUGUCAAGUCAGCAUGCACUAGUUGAAAAAAAAAAUAAUAAUAAAACUAGUGAUCAAAUUAUGAAAAUUUGAAUUUUUAUGACCACAAUAAAGAAAUCCUUGUAAAAUUCAGUGAGCAUAAAAAUAUUUUACCCUUGAAGAUACUUAUAAUAACUAAUUAUUUUCCGAAUUGUAAUAAUUUGUUUUUGGGUUCAUCUAAUGAUGAG
Hevea brasiliensis (rubber tree) is the source of this 1114-nucleotide messenger RNA. RefSeq names its product cysteine-rich receptor-like protein kinase 15. Gene Ontology annotation, biological process: protein phosphorylation. The transcript is spliced from 3 exons. The record is from RefSeq and is a predicted model, not a curated record. NCBI's taxonomy places the organism in Eukaryota, Viridiplantae, Streptophyta, Magnoliopsida, Malpighiales, Euphorbiaceae. The coding region runs from base 175 to 624 and encodes 149 amino acids. Gene Ontology annotation, molecular function: protein kinase activity; ATP binding.